UCCGCGCUCACGUUAAACUCCACACAAGUUGUUGCCUGUCACACCGAGUAAAGCAGCUCAUCAGGCUGACGCUCAUGCUGCGGGCUUCAAUUACGAGCUGGAGAGAGAAGCACGGGAAUAUUCAUAAGCUCCAUCAUUACACUUUAUCCACUUUAUCCCCUGCUUCAUCUGACGACAUUAGCGGUGGGGCAUGCCGGUCUACGCAGUGAAAGAUGUCAUUGACCUGGACACCAAGGCCCCCCCACAUUUGCAGCGGAUCUCUAUACUGGACAUCAAACUCACAUCUGACUGUGUACACAGGAGUGUUAAGGGUAAAGUGGUUCAGAAGGGCCCUGUAGUAUCUUGCAAGCAAAGAGACUGUUUGCUGAAGGCUGUUAUUCAAGAGGAAGACCCCAAAAAGAGUUCAGCGUCACAGCAUGCAUCAAUCAAUGUCAUUUUUUUUGGCACAUUGGCCAAGGACUUCUCGCGGUCUGUCAGUCAAGGGGACAUGGUCUUAUUGGCUGGCUUCACCAUCAGUAAGUCGCCCACUGAACAAACUGACAGACUGCAUCCCUGUCACUUGGAGAUGAGUGGUCCUGAUGCCUGUUUGUGUGUGUGCUCUUCUACUGUUUCUUCUUCUAGCGGAUCUUCUGCUGUCUGUGCUGAGCACAGGAACAUUUACGUUCCUUUGAAUGAGCUGAAACCCAGGAGGAUUGUGAACGUGUAUGGUGUGGUGACAUUCUUCAAGCAGCCAUUUCCCACCAAAGGCACAGAUUACUGCUCCACACUGAAGAUCACAGACCAGUCUAAUGCUAAAGUAGGCUGCACUAUUUUCAGUGAAAGGCUUGAGGACCAUCCUAAAAUCUUUAGAAUCGGAGAUGUUAUUCGGCUCCACAGAGUGAAGACUCAGAUGUUCAAUGGAUCCAUGACUCUUCUGACCAGUCUGGGCUGGUCUACCGUUACGUUUGAUGGAAUGUUAGACAGCCCAGUUGAGCCACGCACAUCAAGCCGGACUUUCCACUUUGAUGAAGCUGACAAACGUGUAGUGGAGGCACUGCGUCAGUGGGCAUCAAGCCAGUCACUACUAGCUAGUGAGCCUACUGUUCCUUUGUCAUCAGUGCAACCCAAGAUGUACUUUGAUCUGACCUGCCAACUACUUGCAAAGGCCUGCAUGGACAGCAGAUGCAUGCUGCUUAAGGUGUGGGAUGGGACAAAGUGUGAGCACCCACUUAUUAAUGUGACUGUGGCACCAGAUGCCUUAGAGGGAGAGCCCACUAACUCACAAGAUCGAGAGAACCUGACUGCCAACAUUCUGGUCUAUGAUAACCAUGUGGAAGUUGCCAGAACAUUAAAGCCUGGCAUGUUCCUGCGCUUGUACAAUCUCCAUGCAGUGCCUCAGAGAGCUCCUGGGCAGCCCCAUGAUGUGCCCUGCCACCUUGGCUUCCACCUGCAUGGCGGCACUUCGUACGGCAGAGGCCUGUGCAGCAUCCCGUCAGACAACCCUGAUCUCUUAACCCUCAAGAGAGUGUUGGAGAGCCAGGCAGAAAAACUGGCUAGUGAAAAAGAGGUGAAUGAUGGCACUCUUUUAGAAGUGUGGUACACUCCUCCAGAGGCUAUAGACGGAGUGGGUUCUAAGGAUAUCUUCACAGGUCUGACAUGUGGGCACACACUUCAGCAGAGGUCUCUUGCUCAUGUAAAGAGAUGCACUCCACCUGCCUUUCAUCAUGUUUGUGCCCAGGUGAAGUCUUACAAGCCACAGAAUCUGUACCAGUGUCUCAAACUCUUCUGUCCACAGUGUACAACAAUAAAAGAGGUCCCAGAUGAUGAGUUCAUAGCGCAGGUGUUCCAGGAGGCUCUCAGAGGCAGCUGCCAGCCCUGCAGUGAGCACUGGGCAGUGACCUCUUCAGUGGACUCCAUCCAGCUAGACAGAGCCAUCACCAUGCAUGUGUCCUGCGACAUGGUGCUCGAAAACACUCAGUCCCAGCUGCUCUUUCUUCAGGGUGUGACCCUGGAUGAGACAUGUGUGAUAUCUGCUGCUCAUAAGAAUGUGGUCCCUGUGCGGUCAGAGGAAAGGAGAAUGAGACUGCUGGACCUCUCUGCUCCUUUCCUUUUCUGUGAACGCAAGAGAUAUUAUGGCUGUAAACAGUGCUCUCAGUCUUCGUUUGUGGAACCUGAGGUUUCUGGAGUAGAAGUGUGGGAUGAGCAUAAUGUAGCCAAAGCUCUUGGUGUGCAGCUGAUGCAGUAUGUGCUGCUGCUGAAGUUUGAGCUUGAGGAUGAGACUGGCACAGUUGAGGCUUUACUGUGGGAGGAUGCUGAGAGGUUCUUUCAUGCCUCCUCUGCUGACAUAGCAGCCAGUCAGGAAAUGCAAGACAAGGUUCAGACCAUCAUGGACAGGCUUCAGCCACCAGGAAGUAGCAUGGCUGAGCGUCCAUGGCUAGAACUGUGCCUCAUUGCCUACACCGUAGAGGAGGAUGGCAGGACUCAAGUGUGCUACCAGAUCACUAACACAGAAACCAGGGAAGAUUUAUGGGCCAGGCCAUAAAGUCUUUCCUUUGAGUGACGGGUGUCAGUGGAAAAAACUACAGUGACACAGAUUCAGAAAAUACUUUAGACAUCUGACACAUGAAGGUCAAACAACUGAAGAGUUCAGUAAGAACAGCCAAAAAUGUGUAUAGCUUUAUACUGAUGUGAAGUAUGUUAGUCUUGUAAAGAAAUACAUAUAUUUUUAUGUAAAUGGUUUCAAUAAAAUGUUCCUUCUGUAAGAA
This is a messenger RNA of Pygocentrus nattereri (red-bellied piranha), 2744 nucleotides long. RefSeq names its product protection of telomeres 1 homolog (gene pot1). Lineage: Eukaryota; Metazoa; Chordata; Actinopteri; Characiformes; Serrasalmidae. Gene Ontology annotation, biological process: regulation of telomere maintenance via telomerase; telomere capping. The record is from RefSeq and is a predicted model, not a curated record. Gene Ontology annotation, molecular function: telomerase inhibitor activity; G-rich strand telomeric DNA binding. The transcript has 21 exons. Bases 191 to 2521 code for a protein of 776 amino acids. Gene Ontology annotation, cellular component: chromosome, telomeric region; nuclear telomere cap complex.